This is a messenger RNA of Candoia aspera, 939 nucleotides long. It is a transcript of the gene PPP1R11, whose product is annotated as protein phosphatase 1 regulatory inhibitor subunit 11. NCBI's taxonomy places the organism in Eukaryota, Metazoa, Chordata, Lepidosauria, Squamata, Candoiidae. The record is from RefSeq and is a predicted model, not a curated record. Gene Ontology annotation, cellular component: nucleus. Bases 181 to 576 code for a protein of 131 amino acids. Gene Ontology annotation, molecular function: protein serine/threonine phosphatase inhibitor activity; protein phosphatase 1 binding. The transcript is spliced from 3 exons.
UCCUGCUGCUGUGAGGAAGGGGCGGCGGCUGCAGCGUGAGGGUUGGUGGCGCGGCUGAACAGGCGCCGGGAUCUGACCCGAGGCUGGGGAGGGCUCGGGCGAGCCCUGGGGAGGGGCUCCGCGGAUCCUCUUCCCUCCCGCCAGCAGCUCCACCGCGGGCGGCGCCCGCAUCGCUCCAGGAUGGCCGAGUCGACCUCUGGCGUAGGAGCGACCACGACCGUCACCGAGACGGAGGUGACCGAGCCGGAAAAUCGUAGUCUCACUAUCAAAUUAAGGAAACGAAAACCAUCCAAGAAGGUGGAAUGGUCAAGUGACACAGUGGACAAUGAACACUUGGGACGAAGAUCUUCCAAAUGCUGCUGCAUCUACGAGAAGCCACGCGCUUUUGGUGAGAGCUCAACAGAAAGCGAAGACGAGGACGAUGAAGGCUGCGGCAAUGCCCAUUGCAUCCGAGGUCACAAGAAAGGUCAGCGGGGGAAGCCACCGUCUAAAGCAGGAGAUGCUGGUCCAGAGAAGAACAGCUCCCAGAAGUUGGAGCCACCUGACCAAAACCACGCAGGGGCCAUGCAGCACUGAACCAUACCUGGCCAUGGGGCAGAGAAGGAGCUCCUCAACUCUCCUCCAAAGACUGGCGCUGCCCCAACUGAGGCGAGGGAGGCAGGGAAGGAAAGGCCCACCCGUCCAGCUCUCGGCUGUCUUGGGCUGGUGCUGAUGCUGCCUUGACUGUGGGUAAGGGGGAGGGGGGCACACACACCCAGCCCCACGCCUGCCUUGUGUCAGCGCUGCUACUGUUGUCUCUAUCCAUCUGUGGCUGGUGAGUCUGUCUGGUGCCACCCAUCCACACCCCGCCCAAUGAGGAAUGUAUUGACAGGACCUUCCUGGGUACUGUGGCUGAUUUUUUUCCUGCUUCUUAAUUAAAUAUUUGUUAUCAGUGAUGAA